Molecule: messenger RNA, 2691 nt
Organism: Cimex lectularius (bed bug)
Lineage: Eukaryota; Metazoa; Arthropoda; Insecta; Hemiptera; Cimicidae
Gene: sgl
Product: UDP-glucose 6-dehydrogenase
Exons: 9
Coding region: 305-1744 (479 amino acids)
Biological process (GO): glycosaminoglycan biosynthetic process
Cellular component (GO): nucleus; cytosol
Molecular function (GO): UDP-glucose 6-dehydrogenase activity; NAD binding
Source: RefSeq, a predicted model, not a curated record
CAUAAACAUCGAGUACUCGAUACUCAUCCCACUAUGUAGUGUGUUGAAUGUUGAUGCUUCCUCCUCAGACGACACGUAGACCUCCGGGCUUCGUCACUUUGUACCUUGUAGUUGUGUCCCCCGGCGGCUUGUUCGACGGGUGUAUAUGCGUGCGUAAGGAAAAGGCCAGGAGGAGGGAAGGGCUGGUCUUACUGACUGACACCAUUCGACUUCCCGGAGUUGUUUAAGGGCCGUCGAAUCGUGACAUCCCACGUUUGGGACGCAGCUCACCCUCCUCGUCUCUUGACGCGCUCUAGGCAUAACCAUGGACGUCAAAAGGAUCUGCUGCAUAGGUGCCGGCUACGUCGGCGGGCCCACUUGCAGCGUUAUCGCCCUGAAAUGCCCAAACAUUAUUGUAACUGUCGUCGACAAAAGCAAUGAAAGGAUAUCACAAUGGAAUUCUGACAAACUUCCUAUUUAUGAGCCUGGCUUGGAUGAGGUUGUUAAAAAUUGCCGCGGCAAAAAUCUUUUCUUCAGCACUGAUAUCAACAAUGCCAUACAAGGAGCAGAUCUGAUAUUUAUAUGUGUGAACACUCCAACCAAAACUUUCGGCAAUGGAAAGGGCAGAGCGGCAGAUCUUAAGUAUGUGGAAUCGGCCGCUAGGAUGAUUGCGGAAAUUGCAACCAAUAACAAAAUUGUAGUAGAAAAGAGUACAGUACCUGUAAAAGCUGCAGAAAGCAUCAUGAAUAUUCUCCAAGCCAAUCACAAACCUGGUGUCAAAUAUCAGAUACUAUCAAAUCCAGAGUUUUUAUCUGAAGGCACGGCCAUUGAUAACUUGGUGAAUGCCGACAGAGUGCUGAUAGGAGGAGAAGAUUCUAUAGAGGGUGCUGCAGCUAUUGAAGCUCUGAGCCAGGUAUACCAACAUUGGAUUCCAAAAUCGAACAUAAUAACAACAAAUACCUGGUCUUCGGAACUCUCAAAACUGGCAGCGAAUGCAUUCUUAGCACAAAGGAUAUCAAGCAUUAAUUCCCUGUCAGCUGUGUGCGAAGCGACGGGUGCUGAUGUUUCUGAAGUUGCUAAUGCUGUCGGCAGGGAUUCGAGGAUUGGGCCGAAAUUUCUUCAAGCUUCUGUUGGUUUUGGGGGAAGUUGUUUUCAAAAAGACAUUCUCAAUUUAGUUUACAUCUGUGAGUGCCUUAAUUUAUUAGAAGUUGCUGCUUAUUGGCAAAAGGUCAUAGAUAUUAAUGAGUACCAAAAGAAUCGGUUCACAACCAAAAUUAUCGAAUCACUUUUUAAUACCGUGACUGAUAAAACAAUUGCUAUGUUGGGUUUUGCUUUUAAAAAAGAUACCGGUGAUACUAGAGAAUCUCCUGCAAUAACUGUGGCGAAAACACUUUUGGACGAAGGUGCCAAACUUCGCAUUUAUGAUCCUAAAGUUGAAGAAGCUCAAAUAUAUGAAGAAUUGACUAGUCCUUGGAUCACAGAGGAGCCAGAGUUGAUAAGAAAAUCUAUCAAAAUAUAUUCAGAUCCCUACCAGGCGAUAGCAGCGACACAUGCGAUUGUAGUGUGCACUGAAUGGGAUGAAUUUAUAACUCUAGACUAUCAAAGAAUUUAUAACAGCAUGAUGAAACCUGCCUAUGUUUUCGACGGUCGAAUGAUUCUUGAUGACAAAGCUCUUACAAGAAUUGGUUUUCAAGUUCAUACAAUAGGAAAGAAGAACCAGAGGGCAAAUCUGAAGAGGUGUUGGGGUGCUCCGAAGCAUCUGUAACAAAACAUUUCAUGUACACUGGCAAUUACCUUCUAAACCUUUUUUUUAGCUCAUGGGGCUGGAUUGUGUAUAAUAAUAAUAAUAAUAAUAAUAUAAUAUAUGCAAUACAAACAAAAUAGUAUAUUUAAAAACAAAGUUGUUAUUGUAUUGAACUCGCUGAGGUUUAUGUACAAUGAACAAGAAAUUCUCAUUUCGUUGGUCAAACAAUAAUCAUUAACCAACAAGUUAAUAAUUAACCAUUAACAAGGUAAUGAAUGGUUUGAGAUUAAAGGUCAAAUUCAAAAUUAUCAAAUUAAAUUUAAAAUGUAUAAAUCUUAAAUUCAUCAAAAUGUCACAAAAGAAUAUAUCCUUCUUCAAGUGCACUCCUUUCACGAUUAACCCUUAUAUCCUGCCUCUAAUGUAUUUGCGAUGAUUGCCCCCUCUCUUCCACAAUAUAGGUUCUUAUCUUAAGAACGAUCAUCGAAAGCUGUUGACUUCAAUAUUGAACUUGGUAACGAAGCAUUUAAUAAAAGCUUUAACAUAAUGUAUAACAACAAUACAAUCUGAUCUUAUAGAAAUUAAUCUGAUUUGCUCAUGUAUAUGAUUCAAACCUUGUGCAAUAAAAAUAAAAAAUAACAAAAGCACGUCCAAUUAAGGAUCCACGUGCAUUGUUAAAAGUGUGUUAUGAUUAUUACAAAUAUAAAACGUUUGUUGUUUUGUAAAUAAUUCAGCAAAAAUCAAAAAUAAUUUUAUUAAUGUAUUCAAAUAUUGAACUAAUAUUUAAGAAUUGAAUAAAUAUAGAUAAAAGUCUGAAAUUAUAAAGUAUUUAUUAAUGUAUUAUUUAUAUGUACUUUUAUGCCAUUUUAUAUUUAUUAUGUUAUGUGUAUCUUGUGUUUUGUGCAAUUGUAUAUUGAUAUUAAGUAUUAAUAGAAAUGUUUUUUUAAAAAUAUAUUUGUUUUGUUAGUGUA